AUGCCCCCAAAUCGGAAAUGCAUUCACAUCGAAGAAACAACGGAAACAGAACUGAACUUCUUUAGACAUAGACAGAGCCCCAAAUACGUCAUCGUUUGACUCCUCCAAAACCUUUUUAACAGACGUGUAAGCCCUUCACUCGCCUUCGAUAAUCUCCAAGCCCCCUCUCUCAUCGCUUUCAAAAACUUCCCACCAAGUUUCUCUGCUACGAAGAUUCUCCACCAAUUCUUUACUUCCUGAAUGAAACCCUAGCAAUCCACAAUGUCACCGUCCGGCGGCGACGGAGCAAUCUCCGCCGAAGACCGCUGCACGUGCUUUUCCGGCGAGAAUGGUGACGAUCGAGACAUGUUGGACCGCCGCCGGAGCUGUCAGCACUGCAGGCGACGGUCCGAUCUCCUGUCUCCGUCGUCGUCGUCGUCUUCUCUACUCAGCUUCGAUCCGGUUCCGUUGAAGGACUAUGAUAAAGUGUGGAGGAUCGUUACAGCCUCGGCGAAAGGAUUCACCAUUGGAGCAGGUCUUAAAGGUGGCCUCGCUCUCUUCGCAAUUCUUGCUCGCUUCAGACGCAGACAAUUAUUGACCUCUGCCAAGAAGGUUAGCAUGGUUUCGAGCAGUGACGAUGUGAUUUUGGCAGUUAAAGAAACUCUCAGAUAUGGUCUCUUCCUCGGCACCUUUGCUGGUACAUUUGUUUCUGUGGAUGAAAUUAUAGCUACUUUGGGAGGAAACCGUAGGACAGCAAGAUGGAGGGCUUUAUUGGCUGGGGCAAUUGCAGGGCCUUCAAUGCUUCUGACUGGGUUAAACACACACAUGAGCUUGGCUAUAUACAUCCUUAUGCGUGCUGCUGUCUUGGCAUCGCGCUGUGGAAUAAAGAGCAAGAGAUUUGGGCACAUUUGUAAACCUCUCACUUGGGCACACGGAGACAUUUUCCUCAUGUGUCUCUCCUCUUCACAAAUUUUGUCUGCUUACAUAUUGAAGCAAGAUAGUUUACCUCCAUCAUACCAGUCCUUUCUCAAUAAACAUGGAGGAAAGGAUUCCAUUAUCCUGCAAGCUGUGAAAGAGAUAGCAUGUGGUAUUCCUUUUACUAAUUUGGAGGUGGUAGAGAAAUAUUAUAAGACCAUGGGUGUUGACAUCAAAUUGGAUCCGCAAAUGAAAGUCCCCUGCUCAAUUAUACAUGGAAAUCAAUCAUGUAGUGGUCAUCUUGUCUCAUUUCUUAUACAAGCCUACAAAAGAGCAUUGCCAGUUUAUCUUCCAGUUUAUUUGAUUCCUGCAUUAAUAGUUCAUCGUAAGGGACUCAUGAAAAGACCUUACACAAUUUUGGGAAAAGGUCUUUUUGGUACUGCAAGAUCGAGCUUGUUUCUUUCUGUGUAUUGUUCAUCUGCAUGGAUGUGGACAUGCUUCUUGUUCAGACUUUUCAAGAGAUGUAAUAUUCCAAUGGUGGCAAUGGGGACGUUCCCAACCGGCCUGGCCUUGGCUAUUGAGAAGAAGAGCAGGCGGAUCGAGAUAUCACUGUACUGCCUUGCACGGGCUAUAGAGAGCUUCUUCACAUGCAUGGUGGAUGUUGGAUAUUUACCACGGUCGAAGAACCUAAAGAGAGCAGAUGUGGUGGUUUUCAGCAUUUCAACCGCAAUCAUCAUGCACUGCUACGCGAUAGAGAGGGAUGUCUUCCGAUCCAAAUACUUGAAUGUUCUUGAUUGGGUAUUUGGCAUUCCUCUUCCGCCAAGUGAAACCCCUCGUAAGAAUAUUUGAGGUAGGAAAGAAGUACCGGCGAGAUUUUCAAGUUUUGUUCUCUUAUUUGAAGCCUCUCCUGGAGCAAGUCCAGGAGAACAGUAUGUAAUUUUAUUCUGAUUGCAUAGUUUAUUUACAUCCGGUUGAAUAAUUCAUAGUUAUUUUUUAUGCUUGUAAGUUGUAACUUUUCAAAAGUGGAUGGAAUAAAAAUUCUCAAUAGUGGCCUUUUUUUCUUGUC
Cornus florida is the source of this 1960-nucleotide messenger RNA. RefSeq lists its product as uncharacterized. The record is from RefSeq and is a predicted model, not a curated record. The transcript has 8 exons. The coding region runs from base 262 to 1743 and encodes 493 amino acids. Lineage: Eukaryota; Viridiplantae; Streptophyta; Magnoliopsida; Cornales; Cornaceae.